Molecule: messenger RNA, 1347 nt
Organism: Penaeus vannamei (Pacific white shrimp)
Lineage: Eukaryota; Metazoa; Arthropoda; Malacostraca; Decapoda; Penaeidae
Product: carboxypeptidase B
Biological process (GO): proteolysis
Molecular function (GO): metallocarboxypeptidase activity; zinc ion binding
Source: RefSeq, a predicted model, not a curated record
AUGACGGUGAUGGCGUUGUCUCUCGUCAUCUUGUCCUUGGUCAUGUCUGCAGCGACGACCCAGGCAUCGACGCGACACGAAGCUCUCCGCGGCCAUCAGAUCUGGCAGCUGUCGGGCGACAUCGGCGCCGUGCCCCUAGAUCUCAUGCAGAAGGGUCUGCUCGACGUCCUGGACCAUUCGAGGAUCUCCGGGAAAGUCCGCGUCCCCUUCCAGUCCCUUGAGGAAGCUCGGAGGAUCCUGCAGGAGAGAGGCGUAGCAUACGAGAUCUUGAUUGAGGACUUGGCCACAUUCUUAGAGGUAAAUCCUAAUGAAACUGGUGUGAGUAACAUCCACACAGGAUUAGGAGACACUGAAUUUAACGCUUGCCUCCCUUUAGCAAAUGGAUUUCCAAAAAAGGACCAAGAGCGUCGAACUAAAGAGUCAGCGAAGACGGAAUGCUGUGAUCCGAACGCAUGCCCGAGGCCCUUCACUGACAGCUACAUGACCUUCGAACAAAUGGAAUGGUUCCUCAAACUGUGCGAGAGCAGCCCCCGCGCCACCCUCGCCUCCAUCGGGAAGACGUCCGAGAUGAGAGACAUCUGGAUGGUGCACCUCCGCCCCCCCCACCCCGAGGAGACAGCCGGUGCCGUCUGGGUCGAGGCAGGUAUACACGCCCGAGAGUGGAUUUCCUCCGCAGUGACUUUGCACCUCCUGGUAAAGCUCCUACAGGAUGGCGGCGACAUCGGCAACUUCGACGCGCAUGUGGUCCCGAUGGCCAAUCCCGACGGUUAUGAGUACAGUCGCAUGUACAACCGGUUCUGGCGCAAGAACCGCCGCAAGACGACCAAGGCUUACUGUUUGGGCGUCGACCUCAACCGCAAUUGGAACUUCCACUACGGCACGGGCGCUCCGGACUUGGAAUGCAGUGAGGUUUUCAAGGGUACCGAGUCCUUCUCCGAGCCAGAGACGAAGGCCCUGCGAGAUGCUAUGACGAGAGUGAAGGACUGGUUAAAGUUGGUCCUGUGCCUCCACAGCUACGGCCAGCGGCUACUCUACCCGUGGGGCUAUUCCAAGAACGACGAAGCACCUCACACCGAUGAUUUGGUGAGGGUAGGCAAAAAGUUCGUGGAGGCAGCACAAAACUGCUGCAACACAUCCUACACUGUGUCAAAUGUCGCAGCAGAUUUGUACGUCGCCUCAGGCACCACGCAAGACUGGUCUAAGGGAGUCCUGGGAGUCAAAUACACGUACACAAUUGAACUUCGAGACAAAGGAGAAUAUGGGUUCCUCCUUGGUCCGAAUAACAUUCUUCCUUGCAGCGAGGAGGUGUGGACAGGUUUCCAGGCCCUCAUGAAGAAGAUUCUUUAG